GGGGGUUCAGGGUUUACUCGUGCUCUUGGAGGCGGGUUCUCUAUCCCCCUCUUUCGAUCCCUGUUCCGUCAUCUCUUGCUAUUUUCCCUUUUCUUGGUUCAAUUUCGCAGGGUUUCUGCCAUGGCUUCUGCUGAAUUUGAGUAUCGUUGCUUUGUCGGUGGGCUUGCAUGGUCCACCGACGACCAAUCCCUCGAGAGGGCUUUCAGUGCUUACGGCGAGAUCCAGGAAUCAAAGAUCAUCAGCGACCGCGAGACUGGUAGAUCGAGAGGGUUUGGUUUCGUCACCUUCCGUGAUGAGCAGUCCAUGAGGGACGCUAUCGAAGGGAUGAACGGGCAGAACCUCGACGGUAGGAACAUAACGGUCAACCAAGCGCAGUCAAGGUCUAGCGGUGGCGGCGGUGGAUUCCGCAGCGGUGGAGGUGGAGGUGGCUAUGGCGGUUAUGGUCGCCGUGAUGGUGGUGGUUACAACCGCAGUUUAGGCGGCCGUGAUCGCGGGUACGGAGAGCGUGGAUCUCGCUACUCGAGGGGUGAUGGGUCUUCUGACGGAAACUGGAGGAAUUGAUGUGCCGAAUAUGUUUAGGUCUGGGCUUGGGUUGUUGUGUGGUACUUUGGUUUCCGUAGAUGUUUUUGGAGCUCUUAAUGUUCUAGGUUCUUCAACGGGAGCUCCCGUUUUUGACCGCUGGUUCUUGUCGUUAUGUUACUCGUUGUUAUGGUUGUUCUGAUAAAUCUUAGAAAAAAAAAGUAGAAUAGAAAGUUGUAUCGUUUCGUUCCAAAAUUUCUUUCCGCUUAAACACUUCAGUUAUUAGUGCGUUUCUUGUUA
Messenger RNA from Nelumbo nucifera (sacred lotus), 819 nucleotides. RefSeq names its product glycine-rich RNA-binding protein 7-like. Gene Ontology annotation, molecular function: RNA binding. The record is from RefSeq and is a predicted model, not a curated record. NCBI's taxonomy places the organism in Eukaryota, Viridiplantae, Streptophyta, Magnoliopsida, Proteales, Nelumbonaceae.